GGCUAUAUUGUCCUCGCCCCUGGCAGCCUAAGGUUCCACCCCCCUCUUCAUUCACAAUGGUCAUGUGAUGUGCACUUUCAGAGUACAACAGCUUUGUGAGAGCUCCCCAUUCAUUUCCUCCUGAGUAGCCUUUGAAGGAGGAGGGAAAAGACAGAGCGAGCGAGCAAGAGCGAGAGAGAGAGAGUGAGAGAGAGAGUGAGAGACAAGAGUCUGACCAGACAAGAAAACAAGACAGAGAGCUAAAAGGACGCAAUAAGGAUAUCACUUCUUUAUCUCACGUUCCGAGACUUCAAACAAGCUAGCAGCAUGAUAACGCUUGCUGGAUGAAAAAAAAUAUGGUGAGACUAAAGGAGACAAGUUUUCAGAAGGUCUAGCGAAACUGGAGGUGUCACUAAAGGAUGUUGAUGCUGGACGGGAUGCCUGUCCUGCGAGUCAGAGCAGAGCCCGUGCAGAUGCAGCGGAGGUCUCCUGAGAUCCGUCGCUACGCAGACAUGGGAGUGUUGGUGAUGGAAAGAAGGUUUCGGACUCAUUCUCCUGAAAAACGCUUUCCGUCAGACCUGUUCCAGAUGCAGACUGAGCCUGUAGACCUUUCCACCAACAGAUCCCGCUCUUCACCAUCAUCAUCAUCGUCGUCGUCGUCGUCAUCAUCAUCAUCAUCAUCACCCUCUUCAUCUUUGCUGCGUUUUUCGCCACGUUCCCCUCCAGUGUCCUCCACCAGGUCUCCUUCAUCCUCUUCUUCAUCAUCAGCAUCAUCAUUAUCUUCAUCAUCAUCAUUAUCGCUGCCUUCGUCCUCGCCUCCGUCGGUCAUAACUCCCGUGCCACGGUUAAAGAUGUCUCCAUCAAGGGUGACGUCUCCUCCCUCCAUCACUCGCAGGGGGCAGCCAUUCCUGCACAUACCCCAGGUCAUGCCUCCUUGCCCUAGCCCCAUCCACAUACACUCCCGUAGAGUCCCUGUGGUGGUACAGCCCAUGUCAAUGGUCUACGCCGGGGUCGGUUCUUUGGGACCUGGUGGUCUCAUGGCCCCCAUGCUGGAAGAGAGCAGGAUACAUAGAAAAGUCACACACAGAGUACAAGAUGGACCGUCUCCACGGCGAUCUUUGAGUGACAGCGAGGAUGAUGACCUGCCCAAUGUGACGCUGGACAGCGUGAACGAGACCGGCUCUACCGCCCUGACCAUCGCCCGUGCUGUACAGGACUCCAUGUUACCGUUUAGCAUCGAGAGCAUGCGAAGGUCGAGACGACCCGAGUCUCCUGACACCAAGAGGAGACGCAUCCACCGCUGUGAGUUUGAGGGAUGCAGUAAAGUUUACACCAAGAGCUCUCACCUCAAAGCCCACAGGAGGACACACACUGGUGAGAAGCCAUAUAAGUGCACGUGGGAUGGCUGCGCGUGGAAAUUUGCACGCUCUGAUGAGCUCACACGUCACUACCGCAAGCACACCGGCGUCAAGCCGUUCAAGUGCGGCGACUGCGAGCGCAGCUUCUCCCGCUCGGAUCACCUGGCACUCCACCGCCGCCGCCAUGCACUGGUGUGAGGACACACACACACACACACACACACACACACACACACACACACACACACACACACACACACACACACACACACACACACACACACACACACAGAGCGGUUUUGGGAGGAUGUGGCCCGGGAGAGGCUGGACCUUUCCCUACCUGUGCUCAUGGUAUUAGAAGUCUAGUCCUGGAUGAAGAGUAAGGAGUUAUGAUCAGUAUUUAACCGUUUAUAUCCUCAAGAAUACAUUUAUACAUGUGUAUAUAUCUAUCUGUAAGGAGCUGAUCAUACUGAUCAUACUCCAAAAUAUUACAAAGACUGAGAGAGAGAGAGAGAGAGAGAGAGAGAGAGAGAGAGAGAGAGAGAGAGAGAGAGAGAGAGAGAGAAUACCAGCGCAUAUUGCAGGGCAUGUCACGUCGAUCAUAUUCAGCAUUUCUAUGUUAUUUCAUUGCAAUUUUAAAACCCACUUUGAGACUAUUACACCAGUAUAUUUUAGCCAGUCAGAAACCCUGAUGUAACUCGCUGUAUGUUUUUUCCCCCCAUCUGACUGUCAGUCGUGAACUGUGAAGAAAAAAAAAAAAAAAAAAAAUCACAUAAUUUCUUCAAACUGUUGAUUCGAUUUGUUUCUCACCUCCGUAUGAGGAGCGGAUGACGUAAUUCGAUGGGGAUUUUACUAAAAAUAAAAAACACACACACAGAUGGAUAAUUAACAGGGUAUAAAUCUCAAUGUGAACAAGAAGAAAAACGCUAUUUCAUCUACUAAAUUAAUAUCAUUUUCUUAAUAAUAAUAAUCAUUAAAAAAAAAAUAGAUAGAUAGAUAAAUAAAUAGAUAAAUAAAUAAAUAGAUAAAUAACGGUCAGUGAUUUAUUUCCUGAUGGGGAAAAAAAUGAAACUUUGCACAGCUUUGAUAUGGAGUGAGUGUUCACAGAGAUUAGUCAAAAGUUCAUAACAAUCCUAUUAUUAUUAUUAUUAUUAUUAUUAUUAUUAUUAUUAUUAUUAUUAUUAUUAUUAUUAUUAUUGAGUCCAUGUACUGUGUUGCUACAGUGAGAGAGAGAGAGAGAGAGAGAGAGAGAGAGAGAGAGAGAGAGAGAGAGAGAUUCAUUUUCAUUUAAACUGCAUAAUUUGUGCACAAACAUAGUGUAGCAGAUGUCUGUACAUUUAAAAGAAAAAAAAGAAAAAAAAUCUUAAGCUCCUUAUGUGCAUUUUAAGUCAUGUCAUGUAUUUGUUCAGUAUUUUUAUUGCACCCUUUUUUUGAACGUAUGUGACGUCACCAUUUAUAUAUAAGUGUUGUUUAUAUUGAAGCCCGAUGAUGGCCGGUCAGAAGCAUCAUCUGGGACCUUCCUUUAACCUUUAAUCCUGUUUCUCAAUUAUGUAUUUGUAAAUGAUGUUAUUGUAUACAUUUCCUUUUUUAUAUGGAUUGACUGUGAAUUUAUACAUAAAUAUAUAAAUAUAUAUAUAAAUAUAUGUUUAAUGGAUCAAAUGAAGGCAUGAAUAAAGUCACUUAACACUUUAAUUCCA
Tachysurus fulvidraco (yellow catfish) is the source of this 3034-nucleotide messenger RNA. RefSeq names its product Kruppel-like factor 12a (gene klf12a). Gene Ontology annotation, molecular function: RNA polymerase II cis-regulatory region sequence-specific DNA binding; DNA-binding transcription factor activity, RNA polymerase II-specific. Gene Ontology annotation, biological process: regulation of transcription by RNA polymerase II. The record is from RefSeq and is a predicted model, not a curated record. The coding region runs from base 399 to 1535 and encodes 378 amino acids. Lineage: Eukaryota; Metazoa; Chordata; Actinopteri; Siluriformes; Bagridae. The transcript is spliced from 7 exons.